CCAGUUUUGGCUAACGUAGGCUGUUCCUGGGACGAUGGAUGCGAGACCUUGCACUGGAACCAGGAAGUGGAGCCGCUGAUGUGAGUGUUGGUUGUUGAUGUUGGUGCCAGGAGCCAAGAGCACUGCUAAAGCAAGAUGACUGCUCUUAGUCCAGCCAACCGCUAUGAUUUCUACAUCGGCCUAGGACUUGCAAUCAGUUCAAGUGUAUUUAUUGGAGGAAGCUUCAUUCUAAAGAAGAAAGGUCUUUUGCGACUAGCCAGCAAGGGUUCAAUGCGAGCAGGUCAAGGUGGACAUGCAUACCUCAAAGAGUGGCUGUGGUGGGCUGGGCUGCUUUCAAUGGGGAUGGGAGAAGCUGCCAAUUUUGCUGCAUAUGCCUUUGCACCGGCAACGCUGGUAACACCAUUGGGAGCCCUGAGUGUACUGGUGAGUGCUGUGCUAUCCUCCUACUUCCUGAACGAGCGUCUCAAUGUCCACGGGAAGAUGGGCUGUGUGCUGUGCAUCCUGGGCUCCAGCGUGAUGGUAAUCCACGCACCCCAGGAGGAGGAGGUCGACUCGCUGAACGCCAUGGCGGAGAAACUCAAGGAUCCUGGCUUUAUUGUCUUUGCUGCGAGUGUGGUGGUCAGCAGCCUGAUUCUGAUCUUCGUGGCGGGGCCUCGCUAUGGCCAGAAGAACGUGCUGGUCUAUGUGCUGAUCUGCUCUGUGAUUGGCUCUCUCUCUGUGUCCUGCGUCAAGGGCCUGGGUAUUGGCAUCAAGGAGCUGGUCAUGGGACAAAGCGUGCUGAAGAACCCCCUUUUCUGGGUCCUGCUGAUCUGCCUGGUGGCCUGCAUCAGCACGCAGAUCAAUUACCUGAACAAGGCCCUGGACAUCUUCAACACGUCCAUCGUGACGCCCAUCUACUACGUCUUCUUCACCACCGCCGUCAUGUCUUGCUCCGCCAUCCUCUUCAAGGAGUGGAACAGAAUGGGGGCCGAUAACAUCGUGGGCACCUUCAGUGGCUUUCUCACCAUCAUUCUGGGCAUCUUUCUCCUCCACGCCUUCAAGGACAUCAGCUUCACCUGGGACACCCUGCCCCUCUUCCUCAGGGGACAGAGAGGAGGGCCUUGGGGGAAGCCCUAUGUGGUGCUGCCCAGCCAGGAGGCAGAGACAGAGGGACGGCAGGCGGGGCGGGGGAGCCAGCAAAGUAUAUUCUCCUGAGAAUGUAAUCCGGAGGAAUGGGACUGUCUUAAUAACCCAAGGGGGCCGAAUCUGAUGAUAGCCUGCCUUUCACGAUUCAGUUUGGUCCAUCCCAGGGCACGAGAUGGGGUGUCUCGAGAGGUUUCCUGGGAGAUUAUGAACGCCCUCUUCCACACUCCCAUCAACAGUGUCAGCUAGCCUUAACCCAUAACAAUCACCCGCUCAGAGCACUGCAGCCUUCAAAAAACUGUCUAUAAUGCUGGUUUCUGAUCGGCCUCAUUGCUGUGUUGCGACUGUACACAGCUUAUGUAUGAACCUGUUUAUUGUAUUUCAAAUACAUACAGUAAAAGUUUUUAAACACAAAGCCUGAAAUUGUCAAACAGGAGAUUUAUAACAAUAAGAUCAGUGACUCUUGAUACAAUUCAGUCUUGCAGUAUCACUGAAGAAAUUAAAAAACAUGAAUGAAACAUUUAUUGUUAAAGAAUACUUUCUUUAGCUAUCAACUUAACAUUGUAGUUCAAAUGUGAUCACAUUGACGAGGAUGGUGCUCAUCAAAGACUCAAAUAGAACUUCUUCAUAAUUUGAUGAGAGAAUCGGUGGUACAUCUGACUGUCAUCUUUACCGGAUGCACUUUAUUACGCUUUCUUUGGUAAUAUUUCAGCAGAAAUAUAAAGAACUGACCAUUUUGUAAUUGAUUGUAACAGUAUGCCUUCAAGUGACUUGGUUAACUAAUGUUCAGGAACCAAACACUAACAUGCAAAAAAAAUUCUACUAAAUAAAUGUGAAGUACUUUUUUUUUUUAAUCCUGGGCUACAAUCUACUAGAAAUGUAGCUUAUGAUAAAAUUAAAUAAUUAAGAUAGAACAAUGACUGUAUCCUAAUGCUCUAUUUUGCCAAGUUUAAAAGUACAGCUUUUUAAAAAUACUGUUUGCCUUGUCAAAUGAGCUUUCAUUACCUGUAUUGCACUGGAAACCUGCAGUGACCUUUAAAGGAACAUUUACACUUUUAAUAAAUUCAACUUGACCUUAUGCAAA
Acipenser ruthenus (sterlet) is the source of this 2206-nucleotide messenger RNA. Its product is annotated as magnesium transporter NIPA2-like. NCBI's taxonomy places the organism in Eukaryota, Metazoa, Chordata, Actinopteri, Acipenseriformes, Acipenseridae. Gene Ontology annotation, cellular component: membrane. The record is from RefSeq and is a predicted model, not a curated record. The coding region runs from base 136 to 1194 and encodes 352 amino acids. Gene Ontology annotation, biological process: magnesium ion transport. Gene Ontology annotation, molecular function: magnesium ion transmembrane transporter activity. The transcript has 6 exons.